Molecule: messenger RNA, 1653 nt
Organism: Mycena indigotica
Lineage: Eukaryota; Fungi; Basidiomycota; Agaricomycetes; Agaricales; Mycenaceae
Product: Acetyl-CoA synthetase-like protein
Exons: 5
Coding region: 1-1653 (550 amino acids)
Source: RefSeq, a predicted model, not a curated record
AUGUCUAGCACUCCCCUGACCAUACUGGAGGAAAGCGUGCGCCGCAACCCAACAUCCAUCGCUUUCAAGGUUCCCCAACAGAAUGCUUUGUCCGACUGGCGAGACAUCACCUACCAAGAUUUCCUUCACGAUGUUGAGCUUUCUGCAAUAUAUUGGACUCGCGUCUUCCGCAGAGAUAAAAUACCUCAGCGCUCAGUUAUCGGGCUCUGGAUCGGCGGCUACGAUUACAAGGACGUUGUGAAUCUCUAUGGCAUCUUCCGUGCGGGAUUCGUGCCCCAGUUGUUCAGCCUCCGUUUGCCCAGUGCCGAUGUUAUUUUGGAGCUGCUAGCAAAGACUAAUGCUAAAGCGCUCAUUUACGAAGACCUCUUCGAAUCGGCACUCCGGACCUGGCCUCUUCCCAUCUAUCCUGAAGCAAGUCUUGAUCAUGAGCUUGCGGCUGGACGAAGUCAAGGCCACCUUGAUUUGCCUCCGGUUCCUAUGGUCGAGGACCACGAUAUCUAUGCCUACUUCCAUACUAGUGGUUCCACUUCCGGCAGCCCAAAGCUUGUCCCUUGCAACUAUAGGUGGUUGCGCUCAACUUUGCAUAAAGCAUCCCAAAUCUGUGCGCCAAAACGAAAUCACAACCUCGAUGUCGCCAUCUGGGGUGGUUCCAUGGCCCAUAUCUUCCAGAACUUCAGUAAGCUCAACCUCGAACCAUUCACGAUCAUACUGACCCUCUCUUCUCUUCCAGUGUUGAUGGGCCACCUCCAGCACAACGCUUGCACAGUUCAACCUGUCUCUAUUCCCUUCAGUUCUUCCCAGCUCUGCGAAAUGGUCCGUGAAUGCGGACUAAACCGCGUGAAUGUAUUUGCAUCAUAUCUCGCGGCGCAUGUCCGAACCGCCCGACACGACUCGGGCGUAUUGGAUGCCUUACGGAAAUUAGACGAGGUCGUUUAUACCGGCUUGCCUCUUCCACAUGAAGAGGAGGCCUGGGCUCUCGGUCAGGAGGUCGGCGCCAUGCUGGUCUCAAAUGGCGGCUGCGGUGACGGGGCGGGCUUUCUACGCCAGAUGGAUGGUGUUGCUUAUCAAUUCCUUCCUGUGGCGAAUGGGGAUGAAGCCGCUGGAGCCAAACCCCAGACAACACAUGCCUCAACAGGACGGCUGUUGGAGCUGGUUAUCCUCCCUCAAUCAGACGACUGCCCCGAUGUUUCGCUGCGCAGCCCUGAUGGAAACUUCCGAACUGGCGACCUGUUCAUCGAGGUUCUACCCGGUCAAUACGUCUCCCAGGGCCGGGACGACGACUGGAUAAAGUCUGAAAGCAGUCUUCGAUGCGAUACAAGGGCGAUCGAAGACAACGCCCGUCUGAAUUGUGCCUCAUUAAUUGCUGAAUGCAUUGUGGUCGGGUCGGGCCGUCCCAGCCCGAUUCUAUUCGUGGAACCCGGAGCAGAUGCAGAAAAAAUGGACGCCGACAAGCUCUCACGGGAGAUCCUUCGACGGAUCAGACAGUUCCACGCCCGCCGAUAUGUGCACGAGCGAAUUGCAUCGGCACGGAUGAUCAUUGUAGUGCAACGAGGAGCCCUUCCUCGCACAGCAACGAAAGGAAACAUCCGGAGAAAAGCGGUCGAGGAGCUCUACAAGGAGAAAAUCGACUCGAUUUUUGCGACAACUGCAUGA